Vicia faba (fava bean) is the source of this 2904-nucleotide messenger RNA. NCBI's taxonomy places the organism in Eukaryota, Viridiplantae, Streptophyta, Magnoliopsida, Fabales, Fabaceae. The record is from the annotation of a GenBank genome assembly.
AUGUAUCAGUGGCGGAAGUUCGAAUUCUUCGAAGAGAAGUACGUUGCAAAAUGCAUGAUUCCAGAGGAACAUGAAGAAGAUGAUACCAGUAAGAGAGAGAAAAAGGAGAGGAGAAUUGCGUGCUGUUCGAGUGGAAGGGGUAAGGUGGUAACUGGUUUUGAUGAUGGCACUGUUUGCUUGUUCGAUCGAGGACUCAAGUUCAAUUAUGCGUUUCAACCUCAUUCUUCUUCGGUUCUCUUUCUUCAACAGCUCAAGCAACGCAACUUCCUGGUAACAAUUGGGGAAGAUGAACAACUUGCUGCCCAGCAAUCAGCUCUGUGUCUGAAGGUUUUUGACUUAGAUAAGAUGCAAUCUGAAAGUACGAGCACGGCGAGUCCGGAUUGUGUUGGGAUAUUGCGUAUAUUCACUAAUCAGUUUCCCGAGGCAACGAUUACAUUUUUUAUUGUCUUAGAGGAAGUGCCUCCUAUACUACUCAUAGCUAUUGGCUUAGACAAUGGUUCUAUUUACUGCAUCAAAGGAGAUAUUGCACGGGAGCGUAUCACCCGUUUCAAGCUUCAGGUGGAAAACCAUUCAGACAAAACUCUUUCCUCAAUCACUGGUCUUGGGUUUAAGGUUGAUGGUCAAUCACUUCAGUUGUUCGCCGUAACCCCAAAUUCCGUGAGCUUGUUUUCAUUGCAUGAUCAACCACCAAGGAGGCAAACCCUUGAUCAGAUUGGAUGUGGAAUAAACAGCGUUGCAAUGAGUGACCGUUCUGAGUUUAUAAUUGGUCGGCCUGAGGCAGUAUACUUUUAUGAAGUUGACGGGCGUGGUCCUUGUUGGGCUUUUGAAGGAGAAAAGAAAUUGGUAGGAUGGUUCCGCGGAUACCUUUUGUGUGUUAUUGCAGAUCAAAGAACAGGAAAACACACUUUCAAUAUCUAUGACCUGAAGAAUCGUUUAAUAGCCCACAGUGCACUGGUUAAAGAUGUUUCUCAUAUGCUCUAUGAGUGGGGUAACAUUAUACUCAUAAUGAAGGAUAAAUCAGCUUUAUCUAUUGGGGAAAAGGAUAUGGAAAGCAAGUUAGACAUGUUAUUCAAGAAAAACCUAUAUACAGUAGCAAUUAAUCUUGUUCAGACUCAACAAGCAGAUGCUGCAGCUACUUCUGAAGUUCUGAGAAAAUAUGGGGAUCACCUAUACAGCAAGCAAGACUAUGAUGAGGCAAUGUCCCAGUACAUACAUACUAUUGGUCACCUUGAACCUUCUUAUGUGAUACAGAAGUUUUUGGAUGCUCAGAGAAUCUACAACCUCACAAAUUACUUGGAAAAGCUACAUGAGAAGGGUCUUGCUUCUAAAGAUCACACCACACUUCUAUUAAACUGUUACACCAAAUUGAAAGAUGUUGAAAAAUUAAAUCUAUUUAUUAAAAGUGAAGAUAGCAUUGGGGAACUUAAGUUCGACGUGGAAACAGCAAUCAGGGUUUGCCGUGCUGCCAAUUACCAUGAGCAUGCAAUGUAUGUUGCAAAGAAAGCAGGGAGGCAUGAAUGGUACUUGAAGAUCUUGCUCGAAGAUCUUGGUAAUUAUGAAGAGGCCUUGGAAUAUAUUUCUAGUCUUGAAUCAAGUCAAGCAGGGAUGACAAUAAAGGAGUAUGGUAAAAUUCUAAUAGAGCACAAGCCACUGGAGACAAUUAAGAUUCUCAUUAGGCUUUGCACAGAUGAGGGUGACAAAAGAGGACAGUCAAAUGGUGUGUAUGUUUCCAUGUUGCCAUCUCCUGUUGAUUUUCUCAGCAUCUUCGUUCAUUACCCUCAUUCCCUUAUGGAUUUUCUUGAAAAAUAUACCAAUAAGGUGAAGGACUCACCUGCUCAGGUGGAGAUUAACAAUACUCUCUUAGAGUUGUAUAUAUCCAAUGAAUUGAACUUUCCUUCUGUAUCACAAUCUAACGAGGGUUCAGAUUUCCUUAAUGGAGCAUCAGAAAAACUUUCAAAUUUAAGUGUCCAAACCAAUGGAACUAUUGCUGAUCACAAAAGUUCAGAAAAGGAUAAGGGUCGUCUUGAAAGGCGUAAAAAGGGUCUAGGCAUGCUUAAGAGUGCAUGGCCGCCAGAGACAGAACAUCCACUUUAUGAUGUUGAUUUAGCCAUUAUACUGUGUGAAAUGAAUGCAUUCAGAGAUGGGCUUUUGUAUUUGUAUGAAAAGAUGAAACUCUAUAAGGAAGUAAUCACUUGCUAUAUGCAAGCGCAUGAUCAUGAGGGAUUAAUUGCGUGCUGCAAAAGACUGGGUGAUUCAGUUAAAGGAGGGGAUCCAUCUCUUUGGGAAGAUGUACUUAAAUAUUUUGGUGAGCUUGGAGAAGAUUGCUCCAAAGAAGUAAAAGAAGUUUUGAAUUACAUUGAGAGGGAUGAUAUUUUGCCCCCCAUAAUUGUUCUUCAAACUCUGUCAAAAAAUCCUUGCCUCACACUUUCUGUGAUCAAGGAUUACAUUGCUCGGAAGCUUGAGCAGGAAUCAAAGAUGAUUGAAGAGGACCGACAAGCUAUUGAUAAAUAUCAGGAAGACACACAGACAAUGAGGAAGGAGAUUCAAGAUCUUAGGACAAAUGCAAGGAUUUUUCAGCUUAGCAAGUGCACGGCAUGCACUUUCACCCUAGAUCUUCCCGCUGUGCACUUCAUGUGCAUGCACUCAUUCCAUUUGCGGUGCCUUGGUGAUAAUGAAAAAGAAUGCCCCGAGUGUGCCCCAGAAUAUAGGUCUGUCUUAGAAAUGAAAAGAAAUUUAGAGCAAAAUUCUAAGGAUCAGGAGAGGUUUUUCCAGCAAGUUAAGAACUCCAAAGAUGGGUUUUCUGUCAUUGCUGAAUAUUUUGGAAAAGGGAUUAUCAGCAAAACAAGCAAUGGAUCCACUUCAGGUCUUAGAUCUGGAAAUGCACCAUCCAGCAGUGGCUUCUGA